CGAAGAAUGAUCUCGAUACGUCUCUGUAUAGUUGGACCUGCUCAAGGUCGUAAUCUAUGCAAUUUCGUUAUCUGUGUGUCGGCUUCAUCCUGUCUCAUUUUUAACAAUUUGGUGAAGGUUGAACGUAACAGCAACACAUAUGAGAACAUGGUCCAGGGGAGUUCCCGUUAAAUAAAGCGUUCGAUUCCAUCAGUUUUAUCCGCGUCCUCUGAAGUUAUGGAGUCUGACGAGAUAGAGCAAGAUGUACGCGGCCUAAUUCAUCAGCUCAUGGUAGAGGAACACGUGGAAAACUAUGACGUACACUUCGAUGGUAAAUCGGAGGCUGGGGAUAACUACGCUGGCGAAAUACUGUUCUUGAGGGUGGUACCGAAAGACGGCAAGAAACCUUACAGUUUGGUCGCCAAAACCGCCAAGAGGUCCAAGGAAUUGAACAAGUGGAUGCCAAUCAACAUGGUCUACGACAGAGAGGUCCUAGUCUACGCCAAAAUCUUCCCCACCUUCAGGAGACUCAUCGAAGAAACGAACGCUGGUUUGAACUUCGAUUUCGUGCCAAAAGUGUACUGGAUAAGCGACGUGGUCUCGAAGCAGACCCUGAUCUUCGAGAAUCUCAAGAGCAGAGGCUUCAGGCUUCACGACAGGAAGAAACCGUGGAACCUGGAGGAAUCUCUGAUGGCCAUGGAACGCUACGGUGAAUUCCACGCCCUCUCCAUGGCCCUGAGGGACCAAAAACCGGAGGAAUACAGUAAAUUGGCUGCGUUGAUGCCUGAUAUUGCCAAAGAGUUCAAUAAAAACAUGGAUGUUAGGGCUUUCGUUGAACCUCCCCUCAACAGUAUGAUGGAGCUGUUGAGGAAUAGGGGGAGAGACGAUUUGGUGAAGAAAUACGAGGGUUUUAUCGAGGAAGUGGAGGAUCUUAUGAACCAUGAAGUGGAGAAUGAGAGUGAUAAGAUUGUGUUUGGCCACGCUGAUUGCUGGAACAACAAUUUUAUGUUCAAAUACCAGGAUGACGAUGAGUCUAAACCGACAGCCAUCUGUCUCUUAGACUUUCAGCUAUGCCUUUCCUGUUCUCCUGUGCAGGAUUUGAGCUACAACAUCUACACCACUUGCGAUAAGACAUGCCUGGAUCAUUUCGAUGAGCUCCUGGUGACUUACCACGCAUCUUUAUCCAGAUGUCUUCGAAAAUUAGGGAGCGAACCUGAUGAUAUUUUCACCUUUGAACAAUUGAAGAAGCACUGGUGCAAAUAUGGCAAGUUUGGGUUGAUCACCGCUCUCUUGGUCUUGAAAAUAUGUUUGGUAGAUACGGAAGAUGUUCCAAAUUUCACUGACAUCUCCAAGAAUGCUGAUAACGUUCAAGAAUUUUCAGAAGCGCUGAAUAUUCAAGUGAAGAAUCCUGAGGAGUACAACAGGAGGCUUCUGGAUGUGUUUGUUCAUUUCGGAGAUAAUUUUCUCUGAGGAAAUUAUUUUGAGAGUGAUGUUCUUCAUCGAAAAGUGGCAGUUUUUCUGGGAAUUGAAGACUGACUCGUUUCAACUCCAAGUUUCCAUUUUGAUCAGAGAAAAUGUUGGGGUACAUUGCAGUAUUUAUCUAUUGACCACUAUGAUUAAUGUUAGGUAUCAGAAAAUUUUAUUAACAAUGUAUAGGUGAAGAAUAAUCAAAGUUAAAUACCUACAGGAAACUAUUCGUGAGUUAUACACAAUAUUAAUAGUGAAGGAAUAAAGAAAUCUUAAAUA
Coccinella septempunctata (seven-spotted ladybird) is the source of this 1725-nucleotide messenger RNA. RefSeq lists its product as uncharacterized. The transcript has 2 exons. Bases 217 to 1449 code for a protein of 410 amino acids. The record is from RefSeq and is a predicted model, not a curated record. Lineage: Eukaryota; Metazoa; Arthropoda; Insecta; Coleoptera; Coccinellidae.